GGUUUGUCAUUCUCAUUCACUUUGGGUUUGCUCCAUUUCUCUCUUCCUACUAUGGCAUUUUCUUCUCAGGCCAUCUUUGCUAUGUCCACUCCUCCAAAUAUUGCUCAAAAAAUGAACCUACAUCUUGGGCACUCUAAUCUCAUUCAGCUAGAUAUAUCCAAACCUAUGUCCACUAUUCCAUUAACUCCACCUUGUUUGCAGGAUGACAUUCGUUUCCAGCAUGAACAAAAGUUGGAGGUAUUCAGGAAUCUAUUGAGCAGAGUAGGAGAAGAAAGUUUGAACAUGAUCGAUGCCAUUCAACGUCUAGGUAUCGAUUACCACUUUGAAGAACAAAUUGACCUAAUCAUAUCUAGUCAUGCUAAUGCCCUUUCUCAUCAACAAAAUGACCUUCAUGAAGUUUCCCUUCGAUUCCGGCUUCUCAGACAACAUGGUCACUUCGUGCCCGAGGAUGUGUUUAACAAUUUCAAGGAAAGAGAAGGAAAGUAUUUUAAGCAAAUAUUAAACAGUGAAGAGGUCAAGGGACUGAUGAGUGUGUAUGAAGCUUCACAACUAAGCAUGGAAGGAGAAGAUGCACUUGAUGAAGCUGGAAAAUUGAGUGGUCAUCUCCUAAACAGAUCACUGUCAUAUCUCGGUCCUCAUGAGGCCAGACUUGUGGAGAACACACUGGGGUGCCCCCAUCACCAAAGCUUGGCCGCAUUCAUGGCCAAGAACUUUUUGCUUCCUAAUUCCCAAGCUGGCAUGAAUAAUAGAUGGCUAAAUAUGCUACAAGAAGUGGCAAAAACGGAUUUUAAUUUGGUUCAGUCCCUACACCACAAGGAGAUUGUUCAAAUUUCCAAGUGGUGGAAAGAGCUGGGAUUGACAAGGGAACUGAAAUUUGCAAGAGACGAGCCAGUUAAAUGGUACAUUUGGUCCAUGGCAUGCCUAACAGAUCCAAACUUGUCAGAGGAGAGGAUUCAGCUCACAAAACCUAUCUCAUUCAUCUAUUUGAUUGAUGACAUUUUUGAUGUUUACGGGACGCUUGAUGAACUCACUCUCUUCACUGAGGCUGUCAAUAGAUGGGAAAUUGGUGCUAUAGAGCACUUACCGGACUACAUGAAGAUAUGUUUCGAGGCUCUCUACAAUAUAACGAAUGAAAUCAGCUGCGAGGUUUAUCAAAAGCACGGGUGGAACCCGUUACAUUCGUUGAAGAAAGCGUGGGGGAGUCUGUGCAAUGCAUUUUUAGUAGAAGCAAAAUGGUUCAAAUCCGGGCACUUUCCGAAGGCAGAAGACUACUUAAAGAAUGGUAUUGUUUCUUCUGGUGUCAAUGUGGUGAUGGUGCAUAUCUUCUUUCUCUUGGGUCAAGGUAUAACCAAACAAAGUGUGGAGCUGGUGAAUGAAACUCCAGCAAUUGUGUCUUCCACAGCAGCAAUUCUUCGGCUUUGGGACGAUUUCGGAAGCGCAGAGGAUGAGAAUCAAAGUGGGCACGACGGGUCAUAUGUAAGGUGCUACUUACAAGAACAUCCAGGUUCUUCCAUGGAGGAAGCACAAGAAAAUACAGUGAAUAUGAUUUCAAAAGAAUGGAAGAACCUGAACAAGGAACUGGUCUCUCCAAAUUACCCUUUUCCGGCGACGUUCACCAACGCUUCCCUUAAUCUUGCAAGAAUGGUCCCGUUGAUGUAUAAUUACGAUGACAACCAGCACCUUCCAUCUCUUGAGGUGUAUAUGAAAUCCAUGCUGUAUGAAACUGAAUCUGUGUACUAAUUAUUCAACGCUAUAAAAUUGAAGAAAUUAUUGAA
Messenger RNA from Malus domestica (apple), 1775 nucleotides. RefSeq names its product (3S,6E)-nerolidol synthase 1-like. Gene Ontology annotation, biological process: diterpenoid biosynthetic process. The record is from RefSeq and is a predicted model, not a curated record. NCBI's taxonomy places the organism in Eukaryota, Viridiplantae, Streptophyta, Magnoliopsida, Rosales, Rosaceae. Gene Ontology annotation, molecular function: terpene synthase activity; magnesium ion binding.